Molecule: messenger RNA, 3183 nt
Organism: Hypanus sabinus (Atlantic stingray)
Lineage: Eukaryota; Metazoa; Chordata; Chondrichthyes; Myliobatiformes; Dasyatidae
Gene: znhit1
Product: zinc finger, HIT-type containing 1
Exons: 4
Coding region: 232-705 (157 amino acids)
Biological process (GO): chromatin remodeling
Cellular component (GO): Swr1 complex
Molecular function (GO): nucleosome binding
Source: RefSeq, a predicted model, not a curated record
UGAGGUGGGUAGGAUGACGGGGUGGGGAAGGAGCAGGGAGUGAGGGAAUGAGAUGGAGUUAGUGGGGAUGAAAGGUGAGAGGGUCGAUGUGGGAACAAGUUUGGGGUGAAGAUAGUUGUGGUGUUGGGGUUGUGAGGUAAAAGAGCAAAGGGUGAGGGUUAGGUGGAAGGGGAAGGGUGGGGUGAGGUGAGGGAGAGGAGGUUCGGUGGAAAAAUUGAGGCAGGCUCUCAGAUGUUGUUUUCUAUCGGGCCCUUCCGUUCAGGCCGGUCCCAGGAUGGUGGGCAACGGCGGGUCCUAGACCAGGCCACCCGUCAGCGACGCCUCAACCGGCAGCUCGACGCUUUGGAGAAGGACAACUUCCAGGACGAUCCCCAUGCCAACCUCCCGCAGCUGAAGCGCCUGCCACAGUUCGACGACCCUCAUGCUGAGUCUGCAAAGAAGAAGAAAAAAACACGCGGGGAUCACUUUAAGCAGCGUUUCCGCAAGAAUUUCCAGUCGCUGCUGGAGGAGCAGAACCUGAGCUCAACUGAAGGGCCAAACUACCUGACAGCCUGCGUCGGUCCCUCCAAGCUGCCCCAGCGCCAUUUCUGUGCAGUGUGUGGUUUUCCGUCCAACUACACCUGCGUGUCAUGUGGAGCUCGGUACUGCUGUGUCAAGUGCCAGGGGACACAUCAAGAAACCAGGUGCCUGAAGUGGACGGUGUGAGCUGCAAGAUGGUGCUCGGUGCAGGUUUAAAUGUGUCUUCUGCCCCAGGGACCUGAACUGCGAGGCGGAGAGUGUUUCACUGCUGCACGUUGUUGGACUGUUUAAAUGAUUCAUUGUGCAGACCUUGGCGAGGGAAGGCUUCAGAACUGGCUUGUUAAAUUUAGUCUCCAAGAUUGUUAUUCCAAUGUAAGUAAGAUGAUUCCUGCUUUGAGGAAUGUGAGCAUUGCCAAGAGUGACUAUAAAAUGCCAAGUACUGGUGAGACAUUAAUUCAACACACAAGCCAGGGAAAUGCACCUUUAACAGAUCGGGUCUCAAACUGCACCCAGUGACUGACAGUGGUCAGCCCUAGGCCUUCCCACAAACGAUUCUUACAACUAGUGUGUUAUGACUUAGCUAGUUCCCUUUUGCCUACAUCUGUAAAAGUUAUCAUUGGACAUAGGAGAAGAAUUAGGCCAUUCGGCCCAUCGAGUCCGCUCCACAUUCCAUCAUGGCUGAUUUAUUGUCCAUCUCAACCCACAUUCUCUUGCCUCCUGCUGCUCCCCAGCAAUGUUUGACACUUGAUGAAUGAAGAACCUAUUGACCUCCGCUUUAAAAAUACCCAAUGAGUGGGCCUUCAGAGCCACCUGUGGCAGUAAAUCCCACAGCAUCCUCUCCACAUCCACUCUGUCAGUCUUUUGAUAUUUGAUUGGUUACAGUAGGUAUUGUGGUAACAACAACAGAGACUAGAUCUCCCUUGGAUAGAUCUGGUUUCCUGUGGUGGUUGAUAUCAAAGGACAAGGGGUGGUGAUCGUCAUCACAAGCCUGGGUGGAAGGUAUGGAGAUCCUGAGAUGCCUUGAUCUUUUUUGUGCCUUGACCUGACUUCCCCUCUCAGCCUCAGCAGUGUAGUCCAAAGGAAAGCUUAUGAAGCAGUACGUUUGGCACCAGCUUGGCUGCUGGAAGGAUGUUCAAUGACAUCCAGUCACCAUAUGGGCUGCACUCUGGAUUUGCUGUCUGGGUUUUCUUCCAAGGCUGCCUAUGAGGUAGUUGGGCUAUUUACCCAUGACGAGCACCAGGACGAGUCCACACGCCGGUGGGCCUGCCUACUACGUGUGCAGGGGCCAGACCUCUUCCUCAUCCGCUAGUUCAGCUCGAGUUCAGUUUCUGUGUGUUGCCAGUUAGGUGUCACUACGUGAGGCUUGCUGAAGGGAGAGACUUACACAUUCAGCGCUCCUUUUUGCAAGACAUUUAGCCGAAAGUGGAAGCUGAAAAUGAGAGCGUCCUGCACUACCCACACGCAUCAUGAUAACCAAUUUUCUUCUACAAGUUUGCUUUUAAAGGUGUUGACUUUGCAAUUCAAGUAGAGUUUUAAACAGUCCUGACGAAGGGUCUCGGCCCGAAACGUCGACAUCACUUCUCCUAGAUGCUGCCUAGCCUGCUGUGUUCUACCAGCAUUUUGUGUGUGUUGUUGUUAGAGUUUUAAACAGUCAGGAUGGCUUAAUUAUCCCUGUUUAUCACGACCUGCUCUUUGAUUCUUUUCACCUUUUUGUUCAGGUAAUAUUUCCAUAUUUAGUCAAUUUAUCAGUUCUUUAAAAAAAUCAGAGCAUAAGAAUUAGGAGGAGGAUCAGACCUCGAGCUUGGUUUGCUAUUCAUGAUUAUGACUGAAUCAUUCCUGUGCCUGCUGUGUGCCAGGUCUCCUAAACUCCUUGUGCUUUUAAAUAUCUCUUGUAUUUGGUUACUUGUGAAUAAUUUUAUUGUUUUGUUACCACAUGGUGCUGGAAGAAAAUUUAUCCUGAGGAACAGACCUCGUUUCUAUGUUAUGUAAAGAUCUUAAUUUCAUUAAUAACUUAAAAAGAUUUGUGUUAGUUUAAAACAAUCAAGUUGUGUCCAUCAUUUUUCCCUUUUCAUUUUGACUCUUUCUGUGCCCUGACCAGACUUCCUAUAAUCAAAUAUAUUUUAAGGCACCAUUACUUGGGCAAUGUAUUCUUUGCUUCUCAUUCCUGGACUGUUAACGAUGACUUUGUGGUUUGAUGUUUUACAUGCUGUUUCUCGUCUUUUUUUCCCAGUUUGUGUAAUUUGUUUCUUUGCGUGUUGAGGCUUUGAUGCUUUGUUUUCUUUGUUUUGUGGCUGUCUGUGCGAAGAUGAAUCUGGGUUUUAUACUGCAUUUAUACUUUGUGUACUUUGAAUUUUAAACAGUGCCGACAGGAAAGUUGGAUCGGAAAAGCUAACAUGGAAGAUGCUAGAAAUCUGAAAUAAAAGCAGAUACUCGUCGGGUCAGGCAGCAUCUGUGAAGGGAGAAUCAGAAUUAAUGUUGCAGCUCAGUGGCCCAUUGCCAGAGUAAGAAAAGCUGACCUGCAGUCACACCCACACUCACACUCAACCCAACAGAAACCUUCAUCCAGCUAGUUUCCAUCUCUCCUCCUCUUUCUCUCGGUGUUUCUGUAUUUCAGUGAUUUUUUUCCAGAUUUAACCUGUAUACAAUAAAUAAUUACUUACAUUA